Messenger RNA from Lates calcarifer (barramundi perch), 3838 nucleotides. It is a transcript of the gene chrm4b, whose product is annotated as cholinergic receptor, muscarinic 4b. Lineage: Eukaryota; Metazoa; Chordata; Actinopteri; Centropomidae. The transcript is spliced from 4 exons. Gene Ontology annotation, molecular function: G protein-coupled acetylcholine receptor activity. The coding region runs from base 317 to 1621 and encodes 434 amino acids. Gene Ontology annotation, biological process: adenylate cyclase-activating adrenergic receptor signaling pathway. Gene Ontology annotation, cellular component: plasma membrane. The record is from RefSeq and is a predicted model, not a curated record.
GAGUUGGUCUGCGUUCUCUCUUUAUUAACAGUACAUCUGUUUUCUUCUCCGUCAUCAGAUCCAGCUGACGUCUCUGAUCCAGGAUCAGUUUGUGUCUGAACGACUGACGGCUGAGAUGGAUGAGUUCAGAUGGUAACGGAAGCUGUGUUCUCAGUAAUGUGUCAUUACGUCCCACGUGAACCUGAGACUGAUCUGAGGUCAGUUACAGCAGCAGAGGAGACUCUCUUAAUGACACUGAGGCUGAAUAUAAACAGCUGCUGCUUCCUGAGGACCAACACACUGAGCUGAACUCAGCUGCUCCAGGACCAGCGGAAACAUGGGACCAGCACCUGAACCAGACCUGAAUGCCUCAGCUUGGCUCCGCCCCUGCGUUAAUGCCUCCUGUCGGCCUCCAAUCAGAGCGGCGUGUCCGUACAGCACCGCUCAGCUGAUCCUCAUCGUCAUGGUAACCACCUCCCUCAGCAUCAUCACCGUGCUAGGCAACACGCUGGUCCUCCUGUCCAUCAAGGUCAACCGCCACCUGCGGACCAUCAACAACUACUUCCUGUUGAGCCUGGCAGUGGCCGACCUGAUCAUUGGCCUGCUCUCCAUGAACCUGUACACGCUCUACCUGCUGCGGGGCCACUGGCCCCUGGGGGCUGCGCUCUGCGACAUGUGGCUCGUUGUGGACUACGUGGUGAGCAGUGCCUCCGUCAUGAACCUGCUGAUCAUCAGUCUGGAUCGGUACUUCUGCAUGACGCGGCCACUCAGCUACCCGGUACGGCGGACGGGCGCGAUAGCCGGUCUAAUGAUUGGCGCCGCCUGGCUGCUGUCCUUUGUCCUCUGGGCCCCCGCCAUCCUCUGCUGGCAGACCGCCGGGGGCCGACGAGUCGUCCCUGAUGGGAAGUGUUACACACAGCUGCUGGUCAGUCCCGCCGUCACUCUGGGGACAACGCUUCCUUCCUUCUACCUGCCGGCCUUCACCAUGAUCGUCCUGUACAGCCGCCUGUCCACCGCCAGCCGCAGCCGCCUGAGCAUGCUCCGGUCAGAGCGAGGCACACUCAGGACAUCCAGUCCGUCCGUUAAAGACUUCCUCCUGAAACGACGCAGCUGGGUGACUAGUGACCCUGGCUCAGACCUGUCUCAGAACCAGUCAGAGUCUAGCACUCCGAAGACAAGAAGGAACCACAGAGCGUCCAGAAGUCCCGGAGACACGUCAGAGCCAACGGACGUCUGUCUGACUCGGACCCGCCCCCGCCGAGACGAAGACUACAACAAGAUCGAGAACGACUCGUCAUCCAACGCCGACCUCCACAGGAAGGCGUCUGCAGUGUUCUCCACCAGUCCCAGCUUCAGGUCUCAGGAGAGGAGGAGGCGUCGAGUGAUGGCGAGGGAGAGGAGGGUGACCAAGACCAUCCUGGCCAUCCUGCUGGCCUUCAUCCUCACCUGGGCGCCGUACAACAUCAUGGCCGUCAUCGCCACCUUCUGUCACUUCUGUAUCCCCAACAGUCUGUGGACCACAGGAUACUGGCUGACCUACAUCAACAGCACCAUCAACCCCGGCUGCUACGCUCUGUGCAACGUCACCUUCAGGAAAACCUUCUGCAGCCUCCUGCGCUGCCGCAGCAGGAAGCUGCGAUGACCGUUAUGUCGUCAGGGGUCGGCCAACAAAAUGGCCACAAUGUCUUUAUUCAUAAAUCUGCAAUAAUACGACCCUGAAACACUAAACACAUCAGGAAUCAUCAGAUUCUUGACUCUCCAGCCCGUACUCAAGAUCAUUCGUGACUCACAGCCAGAAGCCGAUAGGCCAAAUAACAAGCAUGUCUGCUGGCUCGUCUGUCAACCGUUAUGUGUAACAAACCAAUGAGCAGUCUGGGAAUCGUGUUCUGGUGCGGCUCGUUCAUGAGUGCUGCAGACUUCAAGGAUGUAUAAUAGAACUUCAGCAGCGCUAGCCUUUAAAUCAAAGUACAAAUGACAACAGCAGCCAACAGUGAAGAUAAUGAUCCAUAAAGUCAGACAGUUCUUAACGCUGAGAUCGUUAAUACCGUGUUAAUUUGUGUUGAGCAUCAGUUUAUUUGUGAUGAAAUGUGGAAAAUGAGUCAUUCAAUUUGAAGCUUUAGACUAAAAUCACUUCAAACUGUUUUGGACACUUUUUAAAAGAGACAGUGAUCAUGUGUAACUAUGACUUGGCAGGUAAAGGUAUUACUGAGAUUUUACAAUUAAUUUCUUUACUUUUUAUAUUGACAGGCAUCUUCAUAUGUGCAGUGUUAUAGUUCUGCAUAAUUUCCUGUUAUUACUAACACUUCUGUUUGUUCACUGUUCUCCACAGCUGAAGGAUUAUUAAAUAUUAUUCAUCCAUGUAUUUAUUUAUUCUAAUUCUAAUUCUACACGAUUAAAUAGAAAAUUGUCUUUAAUAUUGUAAAAAUAAAAAUCAGUGCAUCAAAUCUGAAGGUGAACUCUUUUCUUUGUGACUCUGACAAACUGAACAUGUUCAUGUUGUGUUAUAUUGUGUCUUUAGCUGGCUGCUUUACACCUGGAUGUCAGCGUUAACAUCAGCCACACGUUUCAGUGAUGCCUUUGGGCUUUUCUGUUUGCAUGGGUUAAAGUGCGUUUGUGCUCUGAGUCCGUUCCUGAUAGCUGUCUAUUGACCCACAGUUGUGUGUAUAAACAUGAUACAGAAGUCAGAGAUGGUCACAGCUGCACAGCCUGGACUUAGAUAAGGUGUCACCACUUCGUCCACAACAUCGUCCAUGAUCGCAGAGACAUGGUCCAUGAUCGGAGAGACAUUGUUGAGGAUGAGGGAGACAUCGUCCUCGAUCAGAGACAUUGUCCAUGACUCGUGGUGACUCGGUCCCCGAUAAGUCGGCAUUGCCGGCGUUCAGAGAGACAUUGUCGAUGAUCGCAGAGACUUUGUCCAUAAUCUCAGAGACAUUGUCCGCGAUCGCAGAGACGUCAUCUAUGAUCGCAGGGACAUGGUCCAUGAUCGGAGAGACAUUGUUGAGGAUGAGGGAGACAUCGUCCACGAUCAGAGACAUGGUCCAUGAUCGGAGAGACAUUGUCCCAUGCUUCGCAGAGCUCUGCGCAAGAAUCAGCGGUGAUGGGAGUCACUGAUUUAACAGCAUGGAGACAUUGUCAGUGAUCUCAGAGACAUCGUCCACAAUCACAGAGUCCUCAUACAAUGAAGAAGUUCUGUGAGACCAGGACAGAGGCCUCCAGUUGAAUUCACAGAAACAACAGGAUCCACCAAAGGUGAAGGUAAGAAAAUGUUUCUUUAAAAAUGAGAUCAAUAAAAUAUUUCUUAAUUCUAAUCUGUAUUAAUAGAAGUAAUGUUAUUUAAAAGAAAUCACUAACUAUUAAUAUCAGAAGAAGGAUGUAAUAGUUAAAGUUAUCUGUAGUAUUAAAGUAUUCAAUGUAUUUAGCAUCAAAUAUGUAAUAUAAAAGUAACGUAAUGGAAAAAAGUAAUCUGUGAAGUUAUACUAAAAUUAAUCUGUAAUAUAAAGGCAAUGUAGAAGUAUUAGUUAUCCAAAAUGAAUGUAAACAUGUUACAGUAUAGUAAGGCAUCAAAAAUGUUUAGUAAGGCAUCAAAAACGGCCAAAAAAAUGUCAUAGUAUACUAUGGUGUUAAAGAUGGUCAAAAAUGUCAGAGUAUGGCGUCCAAAAAAGUCAAAAAAUGUUAUAGUACAGUACGGUGUAAAAAAUGUCCAAAAAAUGUCAUAGUAUAGUAAGGUGUCAAAAAUGGUCAAAAGAUAUCGUAUAGCAUGGCGUCCAAAAUUGUCUACUUUGUGGUCAGUGUCAGAAAAUGUCAUACUGUCUGUCAAAUGUAAGAAAUAAUUUGGAAUAUUAUUUGUAAUAAGAUUAGG